UUUUCUCUGCGUCUACCGCGUAACUCAACAAUGGAGUUUAUAUUACAGUGUCAACGCGUGAGAUUUUAUAAUUUUACUUAAAAUUCUAGGGGAUAUAACAUACUUAAUAAACGCAUCUGUUUUCUUCAAGAAAUUAAACAAUAAAUUUGUAAAACACUUGCUUUUUUUUUACGAAAAAAUGUUCGUUCUCAUAUAACGCCAAAAGAUUACGUGGGUAUCAUAAUGAUGAGGUGACACCUGGUCCUGCCAUGCGGAACAGGUCAGUCACUGUUAUUUUCGGCUCUCUUGUUCUGUGGGGCUUGAUUACAUAUUUUUUGAUUUCUGAUCAACCAGUGUCUAAAGAACGGGAUAUAGCUAGAAUAUCAAAUCAGAUUAGUAAAUUGGAAAGAAGAGUAAAACAAGAAAUAACAUUAAAUCAGGAACUUCUUGAAGAUAUUAAAGAAGAUAAACAACAAAAAAAAAAAGUUGAUAUUAUAAAUACAAAUGCAUAUAAAAAACAAAAAGAUAUAAAUCAUGUGAAUCAAGAUAAGAUUUUUCUUGAAAAAGAAAAAGCAGAUACAGAAAAAAAUAAUAAAAAUGCUCAGCAAAUACAAAUAAAUUCUUUGUAUUCAAGUGAAACUUCUUAUAAUGUUCCUAUGAAAGGAAAGUUACUAGAUGGAUCUCCAAUAAUAGCAAUUUUGGUGUUUUCUUGUAAUCGUAUUACUGUACAAAGAUGCCUAGAUCAAUUGAUCAAACAUAGGCCCAGUAUAGAACAAUUUCCAAUUAUUGUCUCAGAAGAUUGUCAACAUCGACAAACUGCUGAAGUUAUUGCUAGAUAUGGAAAUCAAAUAAUACACAUACAACAACCUGAUCAAUCAGAUAUUGAAGUACCUCCAAAAGAGAAAAAAUUUAAAGGGUAUUUCAAAAUUGCACGUCAUUAUGGAUGGGCUCUUAAUUAUGUAUUCUUUCAACUUAGAUAUGAUACUGUGAUAAUAGUUGAAGAUGAUCUGGACAUUGCCCCAGAUUUUUUUGAAUAUUUUUUGGGCACAUAUCCUUUAUUAAUAUCUGAUAGUUCUCUAUGGUGCGUAUCUGCAUGGAAUGAUAAUGGUAAAGCUGGUUUAGUUGAUGAAAAAGCAGCAGAUGUAUUAUAUAGAACAGACUUUUUUCCUGGAUUAGGCUGGAUGUUAACACGUCAAUUAUGGACAGAACUUUCACCAAAAUGGCCCAAAGCAUAUUGGGAUGAUUGGAUAAGGCAGCCUGAACAACGUCGAAAUAGAGCUUGUAUUCGACCAGAAAUAUCUAGAACUAGAACAUUUGGAAAAACAGGAGUAAGCAAUGGAAUGUUUUAUGAAAGACAUUUAAAAUAUAUCAAACUAAACACUGAAUUUGUGUAUUUCACAAAAAUGAAUUUAACUUAUUUAUUAAAAGACAAUUAUGAUAUAAAUUUCGUUAAUGAAGUAUAUCAAUCAACGGUAGUAAGUUUUUCAGAAUUAAAAAGUGGAAAAGUUGUGGCACCUGGUACUGUACGAAUUCCUUACUAUUCUAGACAAGCAUAUAAAAAUACUGCUAAACAAUUUGGAUUAAUGGAUGAUUUUAGGAGUGGUGUACCAAGAACUGGCUAUCGUGGAGUGGUUACAUUUUUUUAUAAAGGAAGACGAGUACAUUUAGCACCUAGUGCAAAUUGGAAUGGUUAUGAUAUAACAUGGAGCUAACAGAAGAUUCAAUAUUAUAUUAGAUAUAAACAACUAAUUGCUUCCAAAAUGUUGAUUGAAAUCGAAUGAAUAUUUUAAUUACAUUGAAAAUAUGUGACACGAACGUUUAUUAGUUAUAAAGUAUUAUUACAAGUCGAAUUUGUGUCAACGAAUUCAAGAAUAACUUCUGCUUGUAAUUUUUCUUGUAGAAAAUUCCACAGCGAAAUUUGAAUAAGCAUUGUUAUGUAAUAAGAGAUUUGCAUAGUGCCUCAAAACUCAUACCCACCGUUUGUAUACAAAGUGCAAUGCGAUUAUGAUAUACAGGAAAACUACUUCAAAUAUGAACUUAAAAAUGUUAAAUAUGAUAGAGUAGUAUUCCAGAAUAUCAUGUUUAUAAAGUAUUGUAUACUAAAUUGUGCAAAAUGACUGAUAAAAAGGAUUUAGAUUAUUCAUGCAAUCUGGUUUUCAUAUUUUUUUUUAUUUUAUUUAAUAAAUCUAAGUUGAUAGUUUAUUAAUAAAUGUAAUAAUUUAAUUUCUUUCAGAAAACUUAAAAUUUUUUAACAUUUAGUUGAUUUUUAAUAAAUUGUUCUAUUUAAUUGUUCUAUUUAAUUAAUAAUAAGAAAUAAUGAUUAUCUAUUACUGUUCUCUAUUACAUGAAUAAUCUAAAAUCUUUUUAGCGUGUACAUAAUGUUUAUAUUAUAUCAGGUGUAUAUAAUUUAAAAAAUCCAAUGUUUUGCCAAAAUUUAUUUUUUUUGUUUAUUUUUGAAAUAUGUAAAAUAUUAUUUUUAAAUAAUAUUGAAAAAUCAAGAAACAAAGAUAUGACUUUAUUGAAUUGUUUCAAAUAUUAUUGAAAAAAAUUUUAUUGAAAAA
Molecule: messenger RNA, 2540 nt
Organism: Apis dorsata (giant honeybee)
Lineage: Eukaryota; Metazoa; Arthropoda; Insecta; Hymenoptera; Apidae
Gene: Mgat1
Product: alpha-1,3-mannosyl-glycoprotein 2-beta-N-acetylglucosaminyltransferase
Exons: 11
Coding region: 249-1691 (480 amino acids)
Biological process (GO): protein N-linked glycosylation
Cellular component (GO): Golgi apparatus
Molecular function (GO): alpha-1,3-mannosylglycoprotein 2-beta-N-acetylglucosaminyltransferase activity
Source: RefSeq, a predicted model, not a curated record